AUUACAUGAAGAAUUCCGUAAUAUUAUUCUAAACUGUGAAUUUUCAAUGUGAAUCUCGAUUUGACUAUGCUUCAAUCGGAAGUCUAUAUACAUCCCAAGCUCGGAUUUUUGACAGAAAAUGAGUCAGAGGUAAAUCAAUGGAGAGUGCUGUUAAGUUGGCGUUCUAUAUCACGGUAUGCUGCAUUGCUUUUGUUACAUCAAAGGUCGUCAUCUCAUUUUUUUGCUACAAAAGAUGGAGGCAAAAGCAACAGCUAGUUUACGAAGACGGCUUGUCGGGAGGGAAGAUGGUGAUGUUCAGGAACUCAAUGAUGCAGUCCUUCACAUCGGAGUCGUUCAUGAAGAAGACGCUGAAGCUGAGUAACAAGGAUGUCAUCGGCUCAGGAGGAUAUGGGACAGUUUAUAAGCUGGUGAUAAAUGAAUCCAUGGCUUUUGCUGUUAAAAGGCUCAACAAGGGGUCUUCAGACAGGGACAGAGGAUUCGAGAGAGAAUUGGAGACUAUGGGUGAUAUAAAGCACCGGAACAUUGUUACCCUCCAUGGAUAUUGUACAGCCCCGCGUCACAAUCUCCUUAUAUACGACCUCAUGCCUAAUGGAAGCUUAGAUGCAGUUCUUCAUCGCAAAUCGAUGAAUAAGAAGCUCCUUGACUGGCCUGCAAGGUAUAAGAUAGCAGUUGGAGCUGCGAGAGGAAUAUCCUAUCUCCACGACGAUUGCAUCCCACACAUAAUUCACAGGGACAUAAAGUCGAGCAACAUACUGUUGGAUCAGAACAUGAAUGCCCGGGUUUCUGAUUUUGGACUCGCCACGCUGAUGGAGCCGGACAAGACUCAUGUCUCAACUUUCGUAGCAGGAACUUUUGGCUACUUAGCACCUGAGUACUUUGAUACAGGGAGAGCGACAGCAAAAGGAGAUGUUUACAGCUUUGGAGUUGUUCUGCUCGAACUUCUGACAGGCAAAAAGCCAAUGGAUGAAACUUUUUUGGAGGAGGGGACCAAGCUUGUUACAUGGGUGAAAUCAGUUGUGGAAGACAAAAGAGAAGAAUAUGUACUCGACAGCAGCUUGGAAUGUUGUCCAGUCGAUGAGAUUAACAAUAUGUUUGGUAUCGCAUUGAUGUGCCUCGAACCUGAACCCUCAAGAAGGCCCACAAUGGCUGAGGUUGUCAAGAUGCUUGAGCAGAAAAAGCCGGAGAAGUUUGUAAAUGGAUAUUAAUGUCGUGCUAUAGUCUAUUUACUCGAGGAAAGCUACUUAUCAAUUCUAUUUCAUUAUCAUCUUUUUCGA
This is a messenger RNA of Punica granatum (pomegranate), 1274 nucleotides long. The record is from RefSeq and is a predicted model, not a curated record. Lineage: Eukaryota; Viridiplantae; Streptophyta; Magnoliopsida; Myrtales; Lythraceae.